AUGUCUGGCCUGGGAGGCGACUUUGGUCGCCGCUUCGAGCGCGAAACAUGGGCUCUUUAUGCCGUGGGUGUUCUAGGCGCCGUGCUACGAUUUACUGCUCGUAUUCGACGAUUGGGCAUCCGCAAUUUACAGGCCGAUGAUUAUCUCAUGAUCUUCGCCGUCUUAUGGUAUACCAUAUUGUGCGUUGCCUUGAAUCAAGUCGCAACAGGCGGAGGGUCAAAUUUGAUGUCGGAGGAGGAUAUAAAGAACUUGACGCCGACCAUUCAUGCUGAGCGCGUGCGUGGUAGCAAAUGGGUGUUUGUCUCAGAGCAUGCCUUUAUUUUGACAGUCUGGAGUCUGAAGGCGUGCAUGCUGGUCAUUUAUUCUCGUAUCACAGAGGGAUUGCGCCAGCAAAAAUGGAUCAAGAUUAUCGCUGUCUAUGUGGCACUCGGCUUCGUCGCCACCGAGCUGUCUCUUUUCCUCAUCUGCCGCCCAUUGACGAGUUACUGGGCUGUGCCGACCGAUAACUACCAAUGCUCAUCCUAUCAAUAUUAUGAGAUUGUCCAAGGAUGCAUUUCCAUCUCGGCCGACGUCUUCAUGUUGCUUGUCGCAAUUCCACUAUUGGUCCAAGUCCGUGUUCCACUGAAGCAGAAACUGAUUCUCCUGAUCCUCUUCGGGAUGGGUGUCUUUGUUAUCGUCGCGGCCGUCCUGACCAAAGUUUACUGUCUGGUUCCAUCGCUCAUUUCCUACAUCUACAUGAACUGGUAUUUCCGGGAGGCCACUGUCGCUAUCCUGGUUACUAACCUGCCACUUAUCUGGUCUCUUCUGCGCGACGUCUUCCCAGCGCUCAAGAGCUGGACCGGAGGGUCGAAGAGAGGUACCGACCGCUAUAAGUCUGGUCCUUGGACAAGUCAGAAAUCACGCCCCUACGGUCCUCACAGUCAGCUGCGCUCCGGCGACUUUAGCAUGAACGACAUUCAGCGCAGCCAUGCCACCGCAACCCCACAGAAGGCUGGACCCGCCGUUUCUGAUGUUAGUCUCGGUGGGAGUGAAGAGCGGGACAUGAGCAGUGACGAUGGAUCGGCGCGUGCUCUUCGGAUCCGACAAGAUAUUACGGUCACAGUACAGCGUGAUACUCGACCACCAGAUUACCAGUCCAGUACGGCGCACAUUUCACCCGGACGUGAGGAAGUCUAA
This is a messenger RNA of Penicillium macrosclerotiorum, 1176 nucleotides long. RefSeq lists its product as uncharacterized. The record is from RefSeq and is a predicted model, not a curated record. The transcript has 3 exons. Bases 1 to 1176 code for a protein of 391 amino acids. Lineage: Eukaryota; Fungi; Ascomycota; Eurotiomycetes; Eurotiales; Aspergillaceae.